This is a messenger RNA of Jaminaea rosea, 1068 nucleotides long. RefSeq names its product ribosomal protein S2. Lineage: Eukaryota; Fungi; Basidiomycota; Exobasidiomycetes; Microstromatales. Gene Ontology annotation, cellular component: ribosome; mitochondrial small ribosomal subunit. The transcript has a single exon. Gene Ontology annotation, biological process: translation. Gene Ontology annotation, molecular function: structural constituent of ribosome. Bases 1 to 1068 code for a protein of 355 amino acids. The record is from RefSeq and is a predicted model, not a curated record.
AUGCGAGCAUCGAGCGUCGCAGGUCCAUCUCGACACACCCUGCAGCGCUGCUUUUCAACAUCGCACACUCAAGCCGCCGCCACGGCCGCCACUACUACGGACGCCCCCGCAAUUGCACAGCGCCGCCAGACCCGCACCACCCUCUCCCAACUCUCUGACCUAGGCUCCACCCAGACUCGCGCAUCUGCAUGGCAUCCAAGAGAGAUGCGUACCAAGCCCCCUUCACCGCGCGAGGUGACGAUGUCGCACUUGAUUGCAGCGACCGCCCACGUUGGCCACUCGAUGGCCAAAGUGACCAAGGCCUACCAGCCCUGGAUCUACGGCACUCGUCACGGCAUUGCGCAGAUUGACAUUGAAAGGGCGACGCUGCCAGCACUCCGUAGAGCCUGCAGGGUGGUUCGCGAUAUCGUCAGGAACGAUGGUGUAGUCCUCAUCGUAGGCACGCAGAAGGACGCCUCCCCCGCAGUCAUUGCUGCCGCAGCUCGUAUGGGCUCGCACGGCUUCCAUGUCACUACGGAGCGAUGGACACCCGGAGUCCUCUCCAAUGCACCCAAGAUCCUUCAGAGGGCGAUCAUGGGAAGUAUGGAUGACUACAUCGCCCAGCACAAGAGCAAUGCUGCCAUCGGAGGGCAGACAGCGGCGAGGGACUCGCCCUUCGCCGAUGUGAAUUCGGAGCCUUCCCCCUCCAAGCUGGCUAGUCAGCUCUUGCAGCCCGACGUGCUCAUCGUGCUCAACCCAAAGAACAAUCUGCACGCCAUUCGCGAGGCUACGGCCUUGAACAUUCCCACCAUCGGAAUCGUAGACACAGAUGUUGACCCGCGCAUCGUCACUUACCCCAUCCCGGCAAACGACGAGAGCCUCCGAGCACUGGAGCUCAUCGUAGGCGUCUUGAGCAAAGCAGGCCAGGAAGGUCUGAAGGAUAGGAAAUUGCUCACGGACCAAUGGGAACGCGAUCAGGUCAACCAUGCUAGGAGGGACAAGGUCAAGAGGAGAAUGGCCGGUGAGGGGAUUGAGGCGCCGAGAGAGGUGCAGGAGGAGAAGGCUAGAGCUGAGAUUUUCGAUGACUAG